UGUAACUCUUUACACCGGAGCUGCAAUAUCCUUACUAAGCCACAAUUACCAACCCGUGUGAUUGACGUGGGAACUGAAGCUACUUCGCCUCGCCUUUUUGAAUCUAGUGGCAAAAGAGCGAAUUAUAUUACUUUAAGCCAUUGUUGGGGAAACACGGAACACCAACCAGUUCAGACAACGACACAAACUCUCCUUCAGCACUACAAAGAGAUAUCUUGGGAAGCCCUUGGUCAAACAUUCCGGGAUGCGAUUCUCAUUACUCGCGAACUCGGCCUACAAUUCUUAUGGAUUGAUAGCCUAUGUAUUAUUCAAGACAGCGGCUCUGAUUGGGAGACAGAGUCGGCCGGAAUGGCCGAGGUGUAUCUCAAUUCUCUUAUGACACUAGCAGCAACUGCCUCUCUUAAUAGCAGCGGGAGAGCCAUCCCAGAGGUGGCAGACACAUUUGUCCGUAAACCUGUUCGGCACGGCCACGAUAACAUUUGUAUGAAGCGCGGGGGUAUUGAAACAGGUGCUCCUUUGCUUAGUAGAGCAUGGGUCUAUCAGGAAACUGUAAUGUCUCCUAGAACAGUGCACUUCCAUUCAGAGGAGCUCAUAUGGGAAUGCCGGGAAGAUGUCAGCUGUGAGUGUGGCUACUUUAAAUUUCCAGAAGUACACGAGGAAAUCUAUGGAAUGGCAAGGCACGUUACAAAUACCUGGAAGUCCCCGUUUGCGAUGUUACAGUUCGACAAUAAAGGUUUGGGGUCGGCUGAGAAUAUGCUUGAUGAAUGGUAUCGUAUUAUAGAUGCGUAUUCUGGUCUGAAACUUACACACGAUGGUGACCGCCUCCCUGCACUGGCCGGUCUUGCUUGCCGUUUCGCUGAAGCGCUCGACACAUCAUACCUUGCAGGCUUGUGGCUAUCAGAUCUGUGGAAAGGCUUGUUGUGGAGAAGGAAUUCAGAUGUUACGUGCCGUCGUCUCUCAGGGCCAAAGGCUACAAUUCCUACUUGGUCAUGGGCAUCUAUU
Hyaloscypha bicolor E is the source of this 1002-nucleotide messenger RNA. RefSeq names its product HET-domain-containing protein. The annotation marks the transcript as partial. Lineage: Eukaryota; Fungi; Ascomycota; Leotiomycetes; Helotiales; Hyaloscyphaceae. The transcript is spliced from 2 exons. The record is from RefSeq and is a predicted model, not a curated record.